UGCACAUCGAAACCUGGUCGACAUCAACCGUAAAUGACUGGUACGGUAUACUGAUGGUAUAAUAAUCAUAAGGUCUUAUAAACACUACUAGAAUUGUCACAUACGAGGGCAAAGAUGGAGGCUUUACAAGGCGAGGAUCUAGUGAAGCUACACGGCCAACAACUGAGCCUCAUCGAACUGAUGAAUUUCAUGAGAAGAAGUGCCAGGACACAGGAGAUCCAAAAACGGGAUAAGUUGGAUUCUAGCGAUGGAGCAAAUAUUGACGAACACGAUCAGUUUUAUAGAGAUCACAAGUUGCUGCUUGCUUUAUUCAGGAUAUUGGCCGUGAUGCCAGUUCAACGUGGGAAAAUAGGCAAAAUCACCUUCGGAUGGACCAGUGCCCCAAUGAUCUAUGCUUACAUUUUCUAUGUGGUCACUACAGUGAUCGUGGUAAUGGUUGGCAUUGAGCGCUUCGACAUUCUACUGAACAAGAGCAAGAAGUUCGAUGAGUACAUCUACUCAAUCAUCUUCAUCGUCUUUUUAGUGCCGCAUUUCUGGAUACCGUUUGUUGGUUGGGGCGUGGCUUAUGAACGCCCUGAUGGAAGGGUACACACUGUACCACACCACGGCCUACUAUCAUAUAAUUACGAUGAUAAACAUGAACUGCGCACUGUGGUGUAUGGAUUUACAUCUGAGGCCAUAGAAAAUGGAAUAACACUCUCAUUCAAAGAGCUAGGUUUGUUGGUAGACGCGGUAUACUGUAUGUCACUUCUUUACAUCUUUUGCGAUUGCUCACAUCAGGCUUCCGAAAAUAUUGCUGAACGAGUUCAGACGACCUUGCUUAGUAUCAACUUGAGCGAGGUGGAUUCUCAUACAACCAAAGAGAGAUCACAAGUUGCUGCUUCAUUUAUUCAGGGUGAGUAUUUUCGGGCGACAAUGCACACAAAAAUAUUAGAUCAGAAAAAUAGGAAAUCAAAUGAGAUCUUCAAAGUAGGAAUAGCCAUCCUUUAUGUACCCAAAAAAUAUGCAAGCUCUUUUAACACAACUUGGACCAGUGUUCCAAUGAUCUAUGCUUACAUUUUCUACGCGGUCACCACAGUGAUCGUGGUACUGGUCGGCAUUGAGCGCUUCGAUAUUCUACUGAACAAGAGCAAGAAGUUCGACGAGUACAUCUACUCAAUCAUCUUCAUCGUGUUCUUAGUGCCGCAUUUCUGGAUACCGUUUGUUGGUUGGGGCGUUGCUUAUGAAGUGUGCGAUUAUAAGAAUUUAUGGGCAGUAGUUUUCCUUUUGACACUUAGUACCCUAUUGGAAGGGUAUACGCUGUACCACACCACGGCCUACUAUCAUAUAAUUACGAUGAUAAACAUGAACUGCGCACUUUGGUACAUCAAUUGCAGAGCUAUCGGUAACGCUAGUGCUGCAUUAGCUGACGUAUUUCAAAAGGUGUAUGGAUUUACAUCUGAGGCGAUAGAAAAUGGAGUAACACUCUCAUUCAAAGAGCUAGGUUUGUUAGUCGACGCAGUAUAUUGUAUGACUCUUCUUUAUAUCUUUUGCGAUUGCUCUCAUAAGGCUUCUGAAAAUAUUGCUGAACGUGUUCAGACGACUUUGCUUAAUAUCAACUUGAGCCAGGUGGAUUCUCAUACAGCCAAAGAGGUAAGAUGUGCUGCGCUAACGUGCAAAUGGAAAAUUUACAAUCUGAAAACAGAAACAAGUGGUUGUAAGAACGUCAUUCUGCAAUCUGUGUUUGUGUGUGUGCGUGCACUGUGA
Messenger RNA from Acanthoscelides obtectus, 1746 nucleotides. The record is from the annotation of a GenBank genome assembly. Lineage: Eukaryota; Metazoa; Arthropoda; Insecta; Coleoptera; Chrysomelidae.